AUGGCGCUUCUCGACACCAUCCGCGGCUUCUACCUGCAGGCGCUGGCCAGACUGCCGCGCCAUGAGCUACGCACUCGCUACCACCGCAGCCUGCUCAGGGGAGGCUACUGCUAUGGCCCCUUGGACCCCGUCUCCAAUAUCAUCCUCAACACCAUCUGGUUCGAUGUCAUGUUCCCAGCAGCUCAACAACCGGUGCUCGACAUGAUCGGCCCCAACAGCCUCACCCGCUUGGAGAGCCGCUCCUUUUAUGGCCUGGCCUCAUUCCUCCAAACCCGCUACCACAAUCUAUCCGAGCACGAGGUCGUGCAAUGCCUCGUGGCAUCCUGUGGUUACCUGCCUUGCGCUGAUCGAAACCUCGACAAUGCAGCCUCUGCGGGGGACGAUCACAUGUCCAUUGCCAAUCUAAACCUCAACGAUGCUGCUGGAGGAGAGGCAGAGAGGCAGCGGGAAAAAUGCAUCUUUACAUCCCCUGGUAUCAAAGAUACCAUCAGAAAGUUGGAGCAACAGAGCCCGUGCACCAGCACCCAGGAAGCAUACGAGGCUGCAGCUACCGCAGCAUGGCACUGCGACCCCGAGGCGCAAGCAGUGUUUCUCGGUUCAUGUAAGGCGAUGCUGCAGGGAUCUGCCUUGUCGCUGCUGCAGAGCGGAGACCCACUCACCUCGGAAAAUGUGCAGUACAUCGCGAACCUACUGUCUCCAACACAGAAGCCAACUCCUGAACGAAUCGAAAAGCUCUACUGUGCUGUGAUUGAUGGAAAGAUGCGUUCCGAGGCUCAGCAAACAAGAAUCUACAAAAAGGUGGAAGCUGCAUUGGGCAAACACUUGCUGCAAGAUGGGGAUCCCAUGUAUGAGCUUCAUAUUAUCUGUAGCGCCAACGACUCUGUAUGUGGCCCUGAAUACUGCAGUGACAAUGAUAAUGCUCUAUCUCCUGCCCCGUGCAAAUUCCGUUACUCCCAUGUAAACUUUUUGGCGACUCGGAAGGGCGCUCGAUCUGCUUGA
Messenger RNA from Lolium rigidum, 999 nucleotides. RefSeq lists its product as uncharacterized. NCBI's taxonomy places the organism in Eukaryota, Viridiplantae, Streptophyta, Magnoliopsida, Poales, Poaceae. The coding region runs from base 1 to 999 and encodes 332 amino acids. The transcript has 2 exons. The record is from RefSeq and is a predicted model, not a curated record.